AUGACUUCCAGCUAUUACCAAUACACUACAGAUGAUAACCAAUACUAUUACUACAAGAUUGAUGAUGGCUCAACUACAUUCGACUUUCCCUAUGAGUCAACGAUUUAUGACCCAGAUACGUCCACUUUAGUUUAUGCACCAGGAAAUCCUGUUCCGCCAUAUGCUAAACGCGGCGGCAGGCCAUUUAAUGUCGAGCCGAUCAAAACUGCCCAGGCGGAAGCCCCAUCUAAUAACGAAGUUGACCCGAAAGUCUUUAAUUCAGUAGGAAAUCCAACAUCUCAUGCUGGAAGAUCAGAGCACAGAACUGGAAGAGGUCGAAAACACUCAAAACUUCACAUUAAUGUCCCUCCUCCUGAGCAACCAGAUAGCGCUUUGACUCCUCCAUCUAAAGCCAAAGCAAGAUCAAUAUCAUUACAACCAGAAGUUAAACAAAAGCAAGCCCCACAAAUACGAGUCGACGUCUUCAACAAAGAAGCAAUUUUGGACGAAAUAACGAAAUUUCACAGAAUUGACGAAGCUUCUAAAGUAGUAAAAUACAGAAAAAUUGGCUUCCUCUUCAGCCGCAGGCCAAUUACUACUGAAGAAAUCAUUCGUUUCCAAAAUACUCCAAUUACAGGUCCCCUUUUGAAUGAAAUACCAAAGGAAAUGAAAAAGGAGCCUCUAAAAUGCUUCGAAGCAAUAUUACAAUACAUAGGUCUCAAAAAAUCGAACGUAAAUCCCUCAGAUAACUUGCAGUUUUUAAUUUCAACUGCAUACAAGAGCGAACUUCUCAGGGAUGAAAUAUAUUUCCAGAUUGUCAAGCAGACAUUCGAAAAUCCAAACGACGAAUGCAAUAAGAAGACAUGGCAAUUAUUAUUACUUUUUACCUCUCUCUUUACGUCAAAUCCUAACUUAUCCAAGUAUAUUUCUGGCCACCUUGCUUCGAGCAUGACAUCGAACGAUCUUCCAGAACAAUGUCGACCAUUCGCCGAAUUAUCCUACCUGAGAUACAAGAGCCGCAUGCUUAUAGGCAAGUGCGCUAAAGAUCCAGGCUCUAUCGGCUACAUUGACAUCAUGAACGACCCUUUCAAGAGUUCAUCAUGUUUUGCAUGCUCAAUCCAGGAAUGUCUUUGGGUUCAGCGUAAUAUUAAGAAAGGUCCAAACUUCCCUACGACAAGGCGAUGCCUCUACGCUCCGAAAGCACAGAUUCCGAUUAUUUUACAUCUUAUGGCCGAACAAAUCAUUGCUAAAGGUGCAAAGAACAUGGAAGGCAUCUUCAGAGUUCCAGGAUCCGGUGCUGUCAUCGAAGAAUCCAUCGACAGAGUUAAUGUUGACGCAGAUUGCAUCAAAUCGAUGCGACUUCACGAUCUCUGCUCAUUCUUCAAGCGCUGGUUCGCUUCUCUUCCUAAGAAGAUCAUUGACGACACGAAGUUCCAACCUUUCUUGGACAUGAUCAGAUCCGAACAAGGAAAGAAAGAGGUAGAACCUGUUUUGAACCUUCUGGAUCCAUCAGACAGGAUCUGCCUGCUGUACCUCGCAGGAUUCCUCAGGGAACUUUCAGAAGCACAGGGAAAGACACAAAUGGGUCCUUCGAACUUGGCUUUGGUGUUCUCUCCAAACAUGUUUAACAUGCCUCCUGAUAUGAAGAUGGCAAAGGACUUGCAGGUCGAAGUCCAGGGAUUUAUCAUCAGAUUGAUCAACGAAGCUGACGUUUCGAAUAUAUAUCCAUAUAAAGAAGAAUAA
Trichomonas vaginalis G3 is the source of this 1722-nucleotide messenger RNA. RefSeq names its product GTPase activator protein. Lineage: Eukaryota; Parabasalia; Trichomonadida; Trichomonadidae. The coding region runs from base 1 to 1722 and encodes 573 amino acids. Gene Ontology annotation, cellular component: cytoskeleton; cytoplasm. The transcript has a single exon. Gene Ontology annotation, molecular function: GTPase activator activity. The record is from RefSeq and is a predicted model, not a curated record. Gene Ontology annotation, biological process: signal transduction.